Messenger RNA from Nannospalax galili (Upper Galilee mountains blind mole rat), 623 nucleotides. RefSeq names its product NADH:ubiquinone oxidoreductase subunit B11 (gene Ndufb11). Bases 55 to 516 code for a protein of 153 amino acids. Lineage: Eukaryota; Metazoa; Chordata; Mammalia; Rodentia; Spalacidae. The record is from RefSeq and is a predicted model, not a curated record. The transcript has 3 exons.
UGCGCGCUGUGACAUUUCCGUCCCCGCCCCCAAGAGUCUACCGCUCAGUCUGUCAUGGCGGCCGGACUGCUAAGUUUGUGUGCUUGCCGCCUCUCGGCGACAGCGGCGGUGCGAGGGCUACCCGCUGCCCGCGUUCGCUGGGAAUCGAGCUCCUCUAGGGCCGUGGUCGCCCCGUCCGCCAUGGCAGGAAAGCGGCGGGUAGAACCGACUAUGCAUUGGCAGGAGGACCCAGAACCCGAGGACGAAAACGUCUAUGAGAAGAACCCAGACUUUCAUGGAUAUGACAGGGACCCUGUGGUGGAUGUCUGGAAUAUGCGAGCCGUCUUCUUCUUUGGCUUUUCCAUUGUCCUGAUCUUUGGCACCACCUUUGUGGCUUAUCUGCCCGACUACAGGUUGCGUGAGUGGGCCCGCCGUGAGGCUGAGAGACUUGUGAAGUACCGAGAAGCCAACGGCCUCCCCAUCAUGGAAUCCAACUGUUUUGACCCUAGCAAGAUCCAGCUACCAGAAGAUGACUGAUGAAUUACUGAGUGGGGCUCAGUAAUGGAGAAGCACCACCUUCUCCACCCUCUGCCUGUCAUUCAGCCCAUUCCUCAGAGUACCUUAUUAAAGGAUUGAGCAUUUAA